This is a messenger RNA of Aspergillus calidoustus, 1662 nucleotides long. The record is from the annotation of a GenBank genome assembly. Lineage: Eukaryota; Fungi; Ascomycota; Eurotiomycetes; Eurotiales; Aspergillaceae.
AUGGAUCUCCUAUUCAUCCUCCCCAACUUUUCAAUAAAGCCAUACGCUCAUAUUCUCCCGCCUCUUGAACGAAGCAGAAUUACCACCGUCGACCUAAUCUCGCUCGACACUCUCGAAAUCGCGAAAAGGGCCCACGUUCCCCCUGCCGAUGUCCGCCGGCUAGCCAACCACCUCAUAAAAGCCCUGCACCACGAUGUCGGAUUCGAAGAAAUACCCCGCGUCGAGCAAAGCGAGCCGGACUCCAGUGUCGAUCUCGACGUACCGCUGAUUCCGGGGCCGCAGACCCGGCUUGACCUCUCGCAUUGGUGUGUUAUCAGUACGCUCGACCCCGCAUUGGAUACCUUGUUAGAUGGGGGGAUACCGACGGGAUAUGUGACGGAGAUAACGGGCGAGAGUGGGAGCGGCAAGACGCAGUUUCUUCUUGGCCUGUUGCUGGCGGUCCAGCUUCCACCACCGCGGGGUGCAGCGAAAAGCGCCAUCUACAUUUCUACGGAGGCUCCUUUGGCUACGAACCGGCUUUCUCAGCUCAUCGAGUCUCAUCCGUAUCUUUCGAGUCUUGCACGGGACGAUGCCCCCUCACUGGAGAAAGUCCUCUCCAUCAAUGCAAUGGAUCUGGAAAGUCAAGACCAUAUCCUGAACUACCAGCUACCUGUUGCUAUUAAACGGUAUAACGUUGGGCUCGUCGUCCUCGACUCGAUCACAUCCAACUAUCGAGCUGAGCAUACAUCUCACGACUUAUCGGGCCUAUCGACACGCUCCGGAGAGCUCGCGAAGCUAGGUCAGAUGCUGCGCAACUUGGCCGCGAAUGAGGAUAUUGCCAUUGUGGUCGCAAAUCAGGUCUCUGAUCGAUUUGAAGGGGAUGUCCCGACUUCUUUUCCACACGCCGCCCGCGACCGAACUCCCAUGUCAUCUCCAUCGCAAUAUCAACGAGACCCAAUCGAUCGCGAUUUAGGCGCAGCGUCGCCUCUACCUCGACAGCGCCCGCCAGAGCUGAAUAAUAACGAGUCAUACCAAAAUACCCUUGCCAUACCCCAGUCUACGCCGAAUAUUCUGUCCUCCUCUCCUCUGCCACCGACACAAGAUGAUUCGCAAGCGCAAGCGCAGCCGGACGGCUCGUACCUAGUGGGCAACCCGGUGCGGAACGAAAUUCUCAGUCUACAACAUCAACAGCGCUUUUUCACGGGGUGGGGGGACCGGCCAACUACCUCAAGUGUCUAUCCUUUUCGGCCGCCAACACUCAAAACGCCGACGCUGGGUCUCGUGUGGUCUACGCAGAUUGCAUGUCGAAUUGCACUGAAGAAACACGAGCGUAGCCUUGAUAUCUCCGCGGACGAAUACCCGCUACCGAGCCGCGCGCAGAUGUCGUCAAAGGAAGAAAACAACGAGGCCAACGAACGCCUUGGACAGACCCUUGAAAGUGGCAGCCCCAGUGCAGCUCCAGUCGACGUUGAGAAUCAAAGAUACAUGCACAAAUCUCCUUCGACAUUGAAAACUAUGGUUACGCCCUCUCAAACUCAACCCAUCGAGCAGACCGUCCAACGAAGCAUGAAGCUCGUCUUCUCCCCAUGGGCGGGAAAGGGAGGAUUGUCCCAGUUGCAGGAUGAAGUGGAAUUCGAAAUCUGGAAGGGUGGGAUGAGGGCUGUUUCGAAUAAUGUAACAUAG